Molecule: messenger RNA, 622 nt
Organism: Verruconis gallopava
Lineage: Eukaryota; Fungi; Ascomycota; Dothideomycetes; Venturiales; Sympoventuriaceae
Exons: 1
Coding region: 140-457 (105 amino acids)
Source: RefSeq, a predicted model, not a curated record
CCUAACGGCCAGCCCGGCAUUACGCGGUGGGCUCUUGCGUGGCCCGCUGCCCCUGAAGUUGGCGCGUUUCGCGCACCCCCUAUAAGUCAACAACAACAGCGGCACGGGGGGGCGGAGGUAUUCCGUAACUAGUUCAAUAAUGACAAUAAGGAGACGAAGAAGAAGAGUCAACUCGAGCAUGGACAGCGCUAACUUGACGACACACCAGGCUUGGUUGGUUCAUUCCUCCUCAAACACGUCCACUCUGAGCGAGAGUCCUUCUGGGUAUGGCCGGCUCUGUCCAUUCGCACACGAUUGCUCGUGCCGCGAACAAGGGACGACAUUGCAAUGCUGCCAGAGCGGUCGGCGGGCGCGGAUUGCAUAUCCUCGCCAAACCCGAAUCACAUCACGACGACGGCAGCACCUGGCCUGGGUCAGGCCAAAGAGCCUAAGCAAAGUCGCACGGGGACCUCCAUAGAAGCUGCAGAGUUUCAUUGCUUCCAGACCGAAGCUCCACACACAGGAGGGACGAAUGCAUGCACGCACAAGCACUCGCGUGUGGGGCACAGAGCAGAGGCAGAAUUGACGCACGCGGCUCGGUUCAGUGCGCCCGCGAGGUACCAGGCGGUGACGGUGGUGGUGG